Molecule: messenger RNA, 270 nt
Organism: Linum tenue
Lineage: Eukaryota; Viridiplantae; Streptophyta; Magnoliopsida; Malpighiales; Linaceae
Source: the annotation of a GenBank genome assembly
CUCAACAAUGGCUCCUCGACUCUGGCGCCAACCAUCAUCUUACCUCUGAUCUUGACAAUUUGGUUCAUCAUUCUGAGUAUACAGGCACUGAUCAAGUCACCUUUGGUAACGGACCGCCGCACGAAGGCUGAGCUCUAUCGGGGAUCUGCGACAAAUGGCCUCUAUUCUCUGCCUCUUCACAUUCAAAGUCGCGCAGCUCCUCGUGUUUUCACUGCUUCUCUCGAUCUAUGGCAUCAACGCUUGGGUCAUGCUAAUCUUCGUGCUGUUAAA